CUAGUCACAGGAGAUCGCGAAAGUUGCGUGGCCUGAUUGGUUUAGGAGAAACUUAAAACCGACAAACAUUCGCCCCCCCCUUUUUUCUCCCACUUAUAUAUAUAUAUUUUUUUUGAAAAUAACAAAUCUAGAAUAUAUCUAGAUCCUUGACAAAGGGUUUGUCUUCAAAUAUUUUUUUAUGUAUUUUAAAAUCACAGUAUAAUACUAAAAUUUUCAUUCGGAGACAUCUUUAUCAUUAAAGUGAAAGGCUAAAUUCUAUAAGAUAUUUGUUCUAUUUACGCAGAUCUAUAAAGAAAUCUACAUAACUAUAUAUACUAGGAAAUAAGCAAAAUAGGAAUCCACAAAAAGUGAUCAACCCUAAAUCAACCUUUGUGAAGAACAUUGGAAAAUCUAAAGAACCAAUCAGAUAGCAAGAUGUCUGCGACAUGCACGUGCUCUUUAGUCAUAAUAUUAACCUGUGUGUUGUGUAGGUCAGUGACCUCACUUGCACUUAGACCCAGAGAAAGCAGUUUUAGAGAAGGCCUGACCUAUAUGGACGAUGAGCAAGAGGGGACUCCACUUCCGGGAUUGAUUCAGCUUUUGGCAAGGAUGAUACAACAAAGACAAGAAUCACAGUCUGAAGACAUUUCAUCGGCCAGUGUGGAGCUGAGUCCAAGCAAAGAGACGCUAAGAAAUCUGCUGCACAAGUUCUCCAAGCUGGAGCGGCCCGUCACUCCCUCGGCCCUGAACCUCUUCAAGAGAGGCUAUGAAGAUUACGGAGCCAUGCCCCCCUUGAAUGAGUUAUGUCGUUCACUUCAAGUGAAAUGCGGUUAAUAAGUUAGUCAAACCACAAUAAAGAUUAUAUUCUAUUCAGUGGUA
Biomphalaria glabrata is the source of this 858-nucleotide messenger RNA. RefSeq lists its product as uncharacterized. NCBI's taxonomy places the organism in Eukaryota, Metazoa, Mollusca, Gastropoda, Planorbidae. The record is from RefSeq and is a predicted model, not a curated record. The coding region runs from base 415 to 813 and encodes 132 amino acids. The transcript is spliced from 4 exons.